Trichoplax adhaerens is the source of this 2367-nucleotide messenger RNA. RefSeq lists its product as uncharacterized. Lineage: Eukaryota; Metazoa; Placozoa; Uniplacotomia; Trichoplacea; Trichoplacidae. The record is from RefSeq and is a predicted model, not a curated record. The transcript has 21 exons. The coding region runs from base 1 to 2367 and encodes 788 amino acids.
AUGAAGAAUAUAUUAAAAUCAAUUACGGUAACUCAUGAGGAUAAGUACGGCUUAAUCUGGAAUUGUCAAUUGUCAGAACUCGCUAAAGGCGUCUUAAGCGAAGUUGCAAUGCAUUAUGAUAUUCCUUUUAGGCAGCAGGCUAUUUGUUCCAUACUAUGCCAGUGCUAUAUUAACGAUGUCAAACCUUUGGAUUAUAAAGUAUUAGGAAAUGAGCUCAAAAAAGUUAUUGCCUCACUUGAUGACUUUAGCCCAGAUAUGCACGAGGAAUUAGUGAUUGGAUUAGAAGCCUUCGUAGAUCGCUCUAUGAUAUUCUUUAAUCAUGUGAGGGACUUAAUGCCUGAAAAUGAUACUCAAAAUCUCAGUGCACUGCCAGAAUUAAUUGGCAUUUUAAAGUUAAUUUAUAGUAUGAAAAAAUUUCAACAACGGCGCAAGAAACCUAAUUUAAAGAUAGAUAUACAAAAUGCUUGCAAGAAAGGAACAGAAUCUUGGUAUUACACUCAGCGAGAACUUAUUGUAGCUAAAGCUAAGACUCUUACUAAAGAGUUUCAACUCUUUCGAGAACUCGUUCAAAAGAUGUAUGUGGAUUUAAAGGUGUCCAAGUUAUUUUAUAACAAGGUGUUUUCACGGAUUUGUGAUGAUUACUUCACGGAUUGCUUCCUAAUUAUUGAUAAAGUGAUCAGUGAAGAUGCUAAAAGGCUAUUUGCUAGAUUCGACAAAUCAGAAUUUGUUACAUCGGAGAAGAUUGAUCAAUUAGUUUCCGAUCUAUAUUUUACAUUAAAAGGCCUGGCAAUUUACCGGGCUCAUUUAAGCGAAAGUGCUAAAUCAAUUCCAUUACAGCUAGACUCCAUUCAUUUAUGGUCCAGGUGCUUAUUAGAAGUGCUAAUUCGUAACGACUUUCGAGAUACUAAGGAACGAAUUACAAAAGCCGUCCAACUUGAAGAGGUUGUUGAUUCCAAUUUCAAGUUUUCGUCUUCUGCUGUCGAUACUGCUGGCCUAUUCAAUAAAACUUGUCAGCUGUGGAAAAAUAUUGCAUGGCCAGAACCUGAUGAGGCAUUCGCAUUCGUUUCUAAAAUUGUUGAUAAUAUUGCCAAUGCUGGCUGCUUUUAUGGAAAUCUACUUGAUAACCGCCUGAAAGUAGCUAAAUUCUACGAUGACGUUGGUUCGUUUGAUAUUACUGAACAGCUGUGUAUAACAUUAAAUAACCUGGAUCAUAUUCGAAGAAAUUUGCAAUCACUACCAAAGGAUUUAAAUUUCGAUCAAGCGAUUGAAAAUUUAUCACAUCAUGGCCGUGAUCAACAAGACCGUUUUCGAACUGUACUGACAAAUAUUUUAAAAGGUGCUGAUGACGAUUUAAUGAACAAAACAGUGAUUAUGAUCGAUCAAGUUGGAAAAAAGAUGGAAGUUGACAUUUACAAGCAUUUGCAGACGUUUUCAUCAUCGCCGCCGACUGUCAAUGUUAAUCAGGCAAUAUCUCCACUGCUUAGCUAUCUGCAAGAAAAUUCCAUCAAAUUGCAGGAAUGCCUAUUCAAAGAUGUCUACCAUAGCUUUAAUAUUAAAAUUGUAGAUGUUACCAUGAAAUGCCUUUAUCAAAUUACACUAAAAGUAGGAGAGCAGAAAACUUCUCUAUUUUCCUUUAAGUCUGAUACAAAGUCUAUGACAAUGAUGGAAGUUUAUAAUAGGCUAUGGGAUUGUCAACAGGUGUUGAAAGAUUUCUUUUUUAAUGGAGGAGAUGGUAUCGAUCUUGUUACUAUCGAAAAUGAUCAUUUCUACGUACAAACGGUGCAAUUUUUAAAUGUGGCUAAAUUGGAUACUACUAGACUUAUUGGACUUUAUUUUGAAGAGAAGCUUAAAGCAAAGCAAGAGGAAAACCUUGGUUCAUUAGCAGUAAAAUUAUUCUAUGAUAUAUCCCAGCAUAAACUUUCUGUCAACGGAUUAAGCGAUCCGUAUGUCGUUAUUGAUCUGCUCCCAGAGAAUCUUUUCUCAUGCUCACACAAAGAGACUAAAGUAUGCAAAAAGACAUUAAAUCCAGUCUUUGAAGAAACAUUUACCUUCAUUAUCGAUAAAGCGCUAUUUCAGACGUCCGGAACUGCCGUUUUAUUUACAGUGAUGGAUCAAGACAUGAUUAGUAGGAAUGAUUACGGUGGCGAAAGCGUUAUUCUGAUGAAAGAUAUCACCAUUAUUGACAACAGAAAGGAUGCAAAUCAAGAAGAAAUACCUGAACUGAAUUUAAAAUUAUCUAUGCCAUGCAUAUCAGGAGAGAUUUUUAAUCUUAUUGAUGAUCGAGUCGAUGAUGAUCCAAAUGCUAAAAAAUUUAUUGCAUUCCGUAGAAAGGCUUGUGAUGCUGCAGAGGAUGCUCGAAAUAAGUGA